AUGGCCGAUGCCGACGACCCCGCUGCCUUCUCCGCCGCCGCCGCAGCCGGUGGGCUGACUCACGUGGCCACCGCCGCCAUCCCGCCCCCAGCCGCGGCCAUGCCGCCGCCCCCCGCCCGCCGGCUCGGAUUGGCGGCGCCCUGCCCGGUGGCCACCGCGCAGUCGGCGAAGCCGGCGAAGGGACGAGGAGCCAGCGUCAAACGGACGGCCAACCGCAGCCGCAAGCCGGCCGACAGUUCUACGCGGCCGUUGAAGCUCUCAAAGGCGGCCGCGGCGGCUCGGGGCGACGAGUCGCAGACGGUGCGGACGGCGGCCUCCUCUAGCAGCCACACCUCCAUUCCUCCACCUCCCCCGCCGCCACCGCCGGCCGUGGAGGAAGAUGUGGCCACGCCGACGGCCACUGCCUCCAACAUGUUCGACGAAAUGUCUGUUGAUGAUGAAGCUUUCAUGCACGCAACAAAUGUGGCAAAUGAUGAUUACAUAUAUGAGUCACAAGAAUAUGAAACCCAAUAUGAUGAUGACAAUCUUGAUGUGGAUGAUGAGGGCUUCAUUGCCAAGGGAAGAAGUGGCAAUUAUAGCACCGUGGAGGAUGUGUUGAUAUGCACCGCUUGGAAGAAAAUCUCUCAAGAUGCAAGCGUUGGAAGUGACCAAACGAAAAUGAUUGCACAAGGAUUGUUUCGGGAGAGGAACAUGAAAGGCGAGAAGAAGAGAAGGAAAGGAAAAGCUUUCACUUUUCAUCAUUGCUACAAAGAGCUCAAGGAUGUGGAGAAGUGGAAAACUAGAGAGACUUUUGAAUCGUCGAAGAAGAAGAGUGUGUUGGUUGAGGAUGAAGAAGAUGACGCCAUUGAAGAGACGACCCCCACUCCUAACUCCGCGAGAAAAUCUUAUAGGCCCGAUGGAACCAAGAAAUAUGCCGAAGAGAAAAGAAUCUUGAAGCUCAAGGAAAUAGAGGAGAGGAGUGAGGCCGAGCGGCGAAGGGCGGCGACCGAGGAGAAGAGGGCGGCAGCCGAGGAGAGGUUGGCCGCGGCCGAGGAGAGGAAGGUGGAACUAGAGGAGAAGAAGGCCGCGGCCGACGAGAGGAAGAUGGUAGAAGAGAGGACACUCAAGUUUAUGUUCAUGGACACAUCAACUCUUGAUGCCAAGGCAAAGGCAUAUGUUGAACUUUGUCGCGAUGAAAUGCUCAUGAAGAAGCAAAUGCUCAUGAGGCAAAUGAUGAUGGAAGGAGGCAUGGGAGAUGCCAUGGGUGGAGCCAUCGGUGGUGCCAUGGGAGGUUACAUGAACAUGAUUGGAGGUGCCAUGAUUGGUGCAUUUGGCGGAAACAUGGGAGGUGGCUUCGGUGGCAUGGGAGGUGGCAACAUGGAAGGUGGCUUUGGCGGCAUGGGAGGUGGCUUUGGCGGCAUGGGAGGUGCUUUUGGUGGCAACAUGAUGGGUGGCUUGGGAGGUGGCUAUGGCAACAACAUAAGUGGCGUUGGAGGUGGAUAUGGCGGCAACAUGGGACGCAAUGAAGAUGGUUCCGGUGGUGCUCACGGCAACGAGAGUUCACCGCUUGUUGAGAACGUCGACAAAGACGGUGAUGGAGAUGAUGAUCGUACCACGGUUCACAACACCGGUGGUGUUGAUGACCCGAAUGAGUGA
Messenger RNA from Aegilops tauschii subsp. strangulata, 1635 nucleotides. The record is from RefSeq and is a predicted model, not a curated record. NCBI's taxonomy places the organism in Eukaryota, Viridiplantae, Streptophyta, Magnoliopsida, Poales, Poaceae.